Messenger RNA from Mugil cephalus (flathead mullet), 2890 nucleotides. It is a transcript of the gene me3, whose product is annotated as malic enzyme 3, NADP(+)-dependent, mitochondrial. Gene Ontology annotation, molecular function: NAD binding; malate dehydrogenase (decarboxylating) (NAD+) activity; malate dehydrogenase (decarboxylating) (NADP+) activity. The transcript has 15 exons. The record is from RefSeq and is a predicted model, not a curated record. Bases 189 to 2045 code for a protein of 618 amino acids. Gene Ontology annotation, cellular component: mitochondrion. NCBI's taxonomy places the organism in Eukaryota, Metazoa, Chordata, Actinopteri, Mugiliformes, Mugilidae. Gene Ontology annotation, biological process: pyruvate metabolic process; malate metabolic process.
CCUGCCAAUGUCAAAGGACGGUCCGGAUCCCGGAUCAGCUGUCGUUCCUCCCCCUCCCACCUUCAAGUCAACUCAACACAACACAACAGUCACCGUCUAAACAAGACCCAGGCGGAGACGAAGACACAAGUGCCUCCUGUGAAGACAGAAGUCAGGUGCACGGCAGCUCCUCGCAGUUUUUAGGCACAAUGAACUCCCUCCCUGGAAGAGCAGCUCUGUCCCUGUGCAGGCGCACGGCCGCCGGUGGGAUGCGGAUCUUGUCCGGUGCCUCGGGUCUCCCUGCAGGGGGUCUGCCCCCGGACCGGGCCUCGGUCCAGGCCGUGCGGGUCUGCCACUCCGGGGCGAGCCGCAAGGGCAGCGUCAACACCAAGAAGCGGGGCUUCGACAUCACCAGAAACCCCCACCUCAACAAGGGAAUGGCAUUCACUCUGGAGGAACGCUUACAACUGGGCAUCCAUGGCCUGCUGCCACCGUGCUUCCUCUCCCAGGACGUGCAGGUGCUGCGCGUCAUGAAGAGCUACGAGACCCGCGUCAAUCCACUGGACAAGUACAUCCUGCUGAUGACGCUGCAGGACAGGAACGAGAAGCUGUUCUACCGCCUGCUGACCUCUGACAUCGAGGAGUUCAUGCCCAUUGUGUACACUCCCACUGUCGGCCUGGCCUGUCAACAGUAUGGACUCGCCUUCAGGAGACCACGAGGACUCUUUAUCACCAUCCAUGACCGAGGACACAUCGCCACCAUGCUCAACUCCUGGCCUGAAGAAAACAUCAAGGCCAUUGUGGUGACAGACGGAGAGCGUAUCCUCGGCCUGGGUGACCUGGGCAGCUAUGGGAUGGGGAUUCCCGUUGGGAAGCUGGCGCUCUACACAGCCUGCGGUGGAGUUCGGCCCCAGCAGUGCCUCCCCGUGCUGCUGGACGUCGGCACGGACAACCAGGCGCUCCUCGACGACCCUCUGUACAUCGGACUGAAGCACAAGAGGAUCAGAGGGAAGGAGUACGACGAUCUGAUCGAUGAGUUCAUGCAGGCGGUGACGGACAAGUACGGGAUGAACUGCUUGAUACAGUUUGAGGACUUCGCCAACAGCAACGCCUUCCGCAUCCUCAACAAAUACCGGAAUCGAUACUGUACCUUCAACGACGACAUCCAAGGAACGGCCUCUGUAGCUGUUGCUGGUGUCUUAGCUGCUCUCAAGAUCACCAAGAACAAACUGUUGGACCACACAUUUGUUUUCCAGGGGGCAGGCGAGGCUGCUUUGGGCAUCGCCCACCUGCUCAUAAUGGCCAUGGCUAAAGAGGGACUAACUAGAGAGGAAGCAGCCAAGAGGAUCUGGAUGGUGGAUUCAAAAGGUCUCAUUGUAAAGGGCAGAGGCCAUCUGAACCAUGAAAAGCUCGAGUUUGCACACGACCACCCGCACCUGAAGACCCUGGAGGAGGUGGUGCAGACCAUCAAACCCACCGCCAUCAUAGGCGUGGCCGCAAUCGGAGGAGCAUUUACCGAGAAGAUUAUCAAAGACAUGGCGUCGUUCAAUGAGAGGCCGAUCAUCUUUGCACUGAGUAAUCCUACCAGCAAGGCCGAGUGCACAGCGGAGCAAUGCUACAAUCUCACAGAGGGCCGGGGCAUCUUUGCGAGUGGAAGUCCAUUCAACAAGGUGACGCUGUCUGAUGGGCGCACCUUCUACCCCGGACAGGGAAACAACGCCUACGUCUUCCCUGGAGUCGCGUUGGGCGUCAUAGCCUGCAGAGUGCGCCACAUAUCUGACGACGUCUUCCUCACCACUGCAGAGGCCAUAGCUGACAUGGUAACAGAGGAGCAUCUGGCCGAGGGAAGACUUUAUCCUCCCCUCAGCACCAUCAGAGAGGUGUCCUUCAAGAUUGCGAUGAAGAUUGUCGACUACGCAUACAGAAACAACAUUGCUUCCCUGUACCCCGAGCCUAAGGACAAGGAGGCGUUUGUGCUGUCUCACAUCUACAGUCCCGAUUACGACUCCUUCAUCCUGGACACGUACACCUGGCCGCAGGACGCCAUGAACGUCCAGGACGUGUGACGUGGGCCGCGUCUCUCCAAACCUUAACGUGCUGCCGUGGUGUCACGUGCAAGUUCUGCGUCGUCUCCUUUCGAAAAAUAUUUGCAGACGAUUUUUUUGCCUUUUAGACUUUGUUUGUUUGGGUCUUUUAUUAAUGUCGGUGAAUGUCUGCCCCCUCCCCAACAGUGGUCAUUAUAAUGAAGCGCCAGUCGAGUGGCGCAGAAUAAGAUAUUCCGUUCAAGUUUUAUUUUUUUUCUCCCCUAUUUUCGUGUACUUUUUUGUUAGAGUUUAGCAUAUCAGAUGUCUAUAUGAAGCUUGAGCUACACUCCUUCCUCUAGAUUGUCCAACUAAGAUGUCGCUUAAAAUAAUCCUUGUUUAUGAAUUGACUGUAUUGCACAAUGCUUGUACUGUAAAACAGAAACAGAAAACAAGUCUAAUUUUACAGCUUGAAAUAUAAAAAUGAACUAAGACAAGACACCAGAGGACACAGCCAGCUCAUCCCUGUAACCGCUCCUUAUUUUACACUCCUCUCAUAUUUUAACCGGACUGAAAGAUCUGUGCUGCCUCUCUGUCUCAAUCAGUCCCUUGUGAUGGCAGGCUCUACUGUUUUCUUGAAUGUGUUCAAACGAAACUUUGCCUGAGAUUUAAAAAUCUCCAGCUGGAUGUUUUUUUCUUCUUGUUCACAGUGGUGUGUUUUCCUUUUAGUUUUUUUUACAGAGCUCUGCCUGUUUUAUGUAUUCUUUUUUUUUUUUGCCAAAGUUACUGAAGAACUGUUCGUUUUAGAGAAUGAAGGUGUACAAGCUUUAGUACCGAGAGAUGUUUUCAAUGGGAACAUGAAUCUUUUUAAAUAAAACUGUUUAAAAAUG